This is a messenger RNA of Manduca sexta (tobacco hornworm), 2836 nucleotides long. RefSeq names its product alpha-tocopherol transfer protein. Gene Ontology annotation, cellular component: membrane. The transcript is spliced from 6 exons. The record is from RefSeq and is a predicted model, not a curated record. Gene Ontology annotation, molecular function: phosphatidylinositol bisphosphate binding. Lineage: Eukaryota; Metazoa; Arthropoda; Insecta; Lepidoptera; Sphingidae. The coding region runs from base 182 to 1120 and encodes 312 amino acids.
CUUUGUCAAUACACUGUUGUGCACAAUAUUAACUUUAAUCUACUGAAAGCCAGAAAUUAUAGCUAUUUAAUUAAUCCAGUGAUAAAAACGAACCAAUCUGUUGAAUCCUAGUAGAAACACGUUAUAAACAGUGGCUUUAAUUAAAUAUCUUUAGUAUUUGAUUGACUGUCGACGGAUCAACAUGGAAGAACUGCCGAGGGAUAAAAUUCUCACGUAUAAUCCCGAUACUCUGAAGGCUGUUAGAUAUGAGUUCAACCUGGAAAACCCUGGAAGAUUGGAGGAAGCCAUCAAUAUCCUGGAAGAUUGGAUUAAGAAACAGGAUCAUUUUGUCAAAAAAGAUUUUGAUCGAGAGUACCUAGAAAGGACUAUAGUAACAACAAAAGGGCUGGUCGAACGCGCUAAAGCACGUAUGGACAAACUAUGUACAUUCAAGACUUUACUGCCAAACUUCUUCCAAAUUUUAGAGGAGAAGAGGCAUCAAUCAAUUGCUGAAAAAUUGAGUCACGCUCAUCUGCCGAAAUUGACAGAUGACCAUUACCGGGUUUAUGUUUUGAAAAUUCAUUCCGACGAAGUGACGGCAUCCGACAUAUUUGACUACUACAGAAAUCUUAUUAUUAUCAGUGAAUAUAUGAAAGCUCAUGACUACUGCAACGGGUUCAUACUCGUUUUGGACUACAGAGACACCAACGUCAUGAGUCUGGCGACUAAACUGAAUCCGAGUGAUCUUCGUCAAGCGCUAGCCGUGAUGAUGGAUGGAUACGGCAUGAGAGUAAAGGGCAUACAUAUGAUAACGCCUUCGAAAAUGGUAGACGCAUUGGUAACGGUCUUCAAGCAAGUUCUGAGCGCUAAGGUGGCUAGUCGUAUACAUGUACACAAAUCAGUAGAAACACUCUACGACUACGUUCCUAAAAGCAUGCUGCCGUCCGAGUUUGAUGGAGAUGGGAAAUCUUUGAGAGAACUUCAUCAACAAUGGAUCGAAGUCAUCACAUCUGAGGAAUUCACGCAAUAUUUGAAGGAGAUGAAUACAGCAACCACCAACGAAGCUUACAGACAAACAGAUAAAUUCAAUGAACAAUAUUUAGGAAUGCCAGGAUCCUUUAGAACUCUAAGUGUAGAUUAAAAUAUGUAUGAAGCAUAGGACAUAAAGGUAGUAAUGGUAGCUGGUAAUGGACCCUUGUCUAAUAAAACAAACGAAAUUAACCAUAUUUUCUAAAACUGCUUGAAAGAAGAUAAAGAUUCAUGGUGAAUGUCUAAAGCAUUGAUGCUCAAAGUGGUCCAGGUAGGCCCUCCAAGGGUUCACGGGAGACUUGACGGGGUUCUACGUAGGUGUGAUCAAAAACUAGAGGUCCACAAUUUGUAAGCGGAGGUCCACGAAAAUGUAUCUGGUUUGAUAAGAAAAUACUAAAAUGUUGGCUUGACUUCACCUAUCAAUAUAGGCAGAUAAUAUUGAUAGGGGUCGUAAGACACGGUGACCCCAACAUAACCCUGAUAUCUGGCCGGUAGUUAUAAUGCACUUUCCCUACGAAACCUAAAAAAUAGAUCCACCGGAACCAGCAAAAUGGUGAAGGGGUCUACGAGAAAAGAAAAAUUAGGACCCUCUGGUUUAGAGCAUUAUUUUUUGUAGGAAACUGGACAUAAAGAGAUGGCAGACGAGGGAAGGGAUAGUGCUUUCAUACAUUGGUGGGACAAGGACGAACUAGUAGUAUAGGACGUGGAUGCCGAGGAGGAGUAACGGUGUUUAAAGUAAUUUUGAUAAGAAAUUGGGGCAAUCAUAUUUAUAUAAUUGUGUUAAAGCACCAUGUUAAGUCCGUUUCUUCUAACAUUAUGCGAUUUUAUAUAGACUAAAGCUAUAUUAUUAUUGAUAAGCUAAUUGACCUGAACGACAUUUUCUUUCGUAAAAUUUUAACUAAGUAAAAAAAACAUAGAAAAAAGUACUGAUUUUAAAUUUGUAUCAAACUUAGUGUGUCAAAAAAUUGUCGCUUAAAUCAAUUAGCUUUUCAACCGUUAAUAUAUCUUAUUUGGAUAUGUUACUUUUCUGGGAAUGUAUUUACGAUGAUUUUAGAGUGCUUCCGGAGAUUUUUUGAGAACUUUCGAUUCUGUUUGUAUUUUAAAACUGGGUGACUAAUACCAUUUCUCUAGUUUUGGUAAUCAAUCAGAGAGACCUAAAUUAUUUAUGACAAUAUUUUAUUAUAUCGUUGUUUGAUCUAGAUUUGGAAGUAUUAUUUUUUACAAUUUAAAUGCAAUGAUACUACAUUUAUCUAAGGUUUACUUGUUAUGAAUUUUCUUAUUAAACUCAAAACUUUACUGGUUGUCGCUUAGACUGUUGCCUUUCACUGGGGUGACACUCUUUCUCCCUUAAAUUUCACAUAUCCUGAUGCGAUCAGGCUCCCUGGAUAAAAGCAUUUUAUAGCACUGUAUGAUAAAAUAGCUUCAUCAUAAGUGUCGGAUUCCAAUCAAUAUUUCCAUCAUUACUUUUUAAGAAUUCACGAAUUAUUUCUGUGUUACGGUUUUAUAAAUCUUAUGCUCAAUAAUUUUAAGGACGUAGAUUAAGACGCUUCCUACGGCUUUUGCUUAUGGCAGAAUUAUUGAAUAAUAUUAAACUAGAAAGUCGCAUAUAAGACAUUAGAACUUUAUAUUGAAAUACUUUAUGAUGCGUUUUGGGAUUUUGGGGAGGGCUAUAAAAUAUUAAAUUUUUAAAAUAAUUACAAUAAAAAGUAUGUCAAUUAUAAUAUACAUUUAAUUUAGUUCUGAAGAAGGAUCAAAUUUCAAAAAAGAUGAAAUAGAACGAAAUAUUCGACGUGAGAUAAUGGUAAACAAUAAAUUGAUUUUGUAAUUA